Molecule: messenger RNA, 878 nt
Organism: Amaranthus tricolor (Joseph's coat)
Lineage: Eukaryota; Viridiplantae; Streptophyta; Magnoliopsida; Caryophyllales; Amaranthaceae
Product: horcolin-like
Exons: 4
Coding region: 201-698 (165 amino acids)
Source: RefSeq, a predicted model, not a curated record
AAAUGCUUAAAUUGAUUGUGUUAUUAGUAAGUUAAUCGAAUAAAAAAAAUUUAGUGGAAAAGUUAAUGGACCAGCAGAAUAUGUUCUUGGACUUAUUGUAAUCUGCUUACUUCAAUUGCCUAUAAAUAGAAACCUCCUCUCAACCACAACAUAUCACCACAAGACAACAAAUCUAAACAUAUUUUGACAGCGCGAAAGAAAUGGCUCAAGCAGUUGUCAAGAAACAAGUGAUCGAGCAAUACGGGCCUUAUGGGUCUCAACUGCCAGAAAACUACCGCUUCCAGCUUGCUGAGGGUGAAAAAUUCUGUCAAGUUACAGUAAGGCAUGGAUACAUUGUUGACGCGAUCGGAUUCAAAGUUGCUAAGCCAGAUGGGAGCACCUACAGUGUCAGCUUUGGUGGCAAUGGCGGACAAGAAUCCAAGAUUGAUUUCGUUGAUGGUGAGUACUUAAUUGGUGUGAGUGGAACAUAUGGUAACUACCAAGACCAGAAAGACCAAUGCUUGAUUGCUACACUUAAGAUACACACCAACUUAAACCCGAAUGGUUACGGGCCAUAUGGACAAGGAAAAGAUGUUACCAAUGUUCAGAAGUUCAAUUCUCCAAUGCUCAUUGAUGGACCCAUGGUUGGUGUCUUUGGAAGGCACAACAACUAUCUCGAGUCCCUUGGAGUUCUCAUCAGGAAGGAAUUCCCAAACUAAUUAUAAGCUAAAGACUCGCGUGGAGAGCUUAAUAUACAUAUGUUAGCAUGUUUUAAAUAAGCCGUAUGGCCUCUCAAGUGUGAUUUAUUGUAAUCUUAAACUUGAGUGAUUGUAUCUUGUAUAUGUUUGCCUUAUCUAUGAGGUAAACCAUUAUAUAUAAAUAGAUACUAUUUUAUAUAA